AUGGCAAGCAUGCUAACCCAUGAAGCUCCCGAUGCAACUCAAGAAACCCAACGAAUCAUACAAAUCGACCCUGUGGAAUCUUUGGCAGAGAAUACGUCUACUGUGGUUUCGCAUCUAUACUCCCUUCAUGCCGUAUUGGGAAUCCUGGGCGACACAUCUUUCAAUCACGUCCAGCUGUUAUCCGUGACGAAGAAAGAACUUGGCCAGCAAUGGGAGGCAUGGCUGGAAUUCUUUCGAGAAUGUCUUGGCCAUCUCCGGACUUGCAGGCGCCUUUACGAGGUACUGCAGAGAGGUGAAAUAUCUCAAGUUCAAGCGAUUGCAAGCUCUACGCUUUCCACUGCCGCUUCCAUCAUGAAGCGAGCGUCUAGAUUGCAGGUGUCAUACAAGGAGACACUAAGCUUACUGCUGGCCAAAGCACAGGAGGCCUCGAACUCUCGCCAUCCCGGUCGUUCUCAAGAGCCCACCGACAGCCAAGGUCGAGUUCCAAAUAUCAUGCACGAAUUCACGUCACUCUUAGGCGCGCUGCAAUCAUCCGUCAAGUGUCUCGAGGAUAUUGCCUCAUAUUGGGCCAAACAUCACGCAACGUUGCACGCCAUUUCCGAAGCUGAAUUGGGCAUCAACACGCUGAUAACUACAGAGGAGACAACGGUCAGGAUGUGGACCAAAUACCACGACAUUGUCCGCCAGGCAGUAUCCGAUAUAACUACCAGCUGUGACGCGCUCACGGUAGACCCUCCUAUCGGAUCGAAGAAGCAUUCUCCAGUGAGGAGAAUGCUGACUGUAGCUCCCGCAUUCAAGAACGGGCUACCUCCAAAAUUGCUUAUGCUUCCCCCGCCGUCUCUUCACCCUCGCCAAGGGGAAUACCUGUUACUUUCGAAGGAACAAUUUGACGUCCCCUCAGUCUCGCGAGCUUCCACGCGAGUGGCACGCUGCCUUCAAAAGUUAUACGACGACAAGUUAGUGCCAGGCCAAUAUAUCCAGACAUUUCAAUGGGUAGUUGAAGUCGCAGAAUCCGGGGAAUUAUUCUACUCCAGCGCCGGAAAUCUUCAAGGAACCCGGAAGGAUAUGCAUGACUCAGCCGCCCGGGCCAAAGCAACUCUUGAUAAGGCUCUUGCCUUGUGGCCCGAAUCGGACGCCAGAAGAUUAGAAGCAGGCCGCGAGUGCAGGUCCAGCAAUCCAGAGGACCGGCAGACCAACUCGAACGCUGGAGACAACGACCCGCACGCGCAAGAAGCGAUAGAAUCUCUGAUCGAGAAACUGAAGGAAUUCCUCAUAUUUUGGGAGAAGAUGACUCUCGAGUUGAAUGGAAGUGACAUCCAGGAUCUCUUGGGCGACGAACAGGUCAAGCUUCCUAUAAAUGUGUGGAACCUCCAAGUAUCUCAUUACCGCAAAUGCAUCAAAGAGGUAGAUAGCUGA
Molecule: messenger RNA, 1416 nt
Organism: Pleurotus ostreatus (oyster mushroom)
Lineage: Eukaryota; Fungi; Basidiomycota; Agaricomycetes; Agaricales; Pleurotaceae
Exons: 6
Coding region: 1-1416 (471 amino acids)
Source: RefSeq, a predicted model, not a curated record